AAAGCAAUGAAAAAGACAAUUCUAAUGAAGUAUUCAACAAGGAGGAUGAGGCUGGGGAUGAUAUAUAUUUGGAUUAUGUAUCUAAGUUGAAAUUAUUUGUGAGUCAAUCAACUGGUAGUGCAAAAUCUGCAGAUAAUACAAUAGAUCCAAAGUUGGCUAAUUUUACAAAUGGUUCAAAAAAGCAUAGUAAAUCAUUUGAAGAAACUGAAGAGGAGUGGACUAUUGAUGAUACAAGCAUAAGUGAUGCAUUUUUCCAUUUCAAGAAUUUUUCUGAAUCCAAAGCAGAUAGGUAUGAAUUGAAAUUCAAAGAUAAUCCUGGUGAAAUUCUUGCUCUAAAUUCUAUACUCCUUUUGGAGGAAAAUUCUGAUCGCGUACAAUUGGAUCUUUCAUCAGCUAUUUGCACAAAAAUUUUUGAGCAAAUAAAGGCAAUGUACCCGAAAUAUGACUUACCGAAAGUGGUUGAAGAAUUAUGUCAUUGGUGUGCUCAAGUUGCCUGA
Molecule: messenger RNA, 497 nt
Organism: Entrophospora sp. SA101
Lineage: Eukaryota; Fungi; Glomeromycota; Glomeromycetes; Entrophosporales; Entrophosporaceae
Source: the annotation of a GenBank genome assembly